Messenger RNA from Fonsecaea erecta, 1101 nucleotides. RefSeq names its product homoserine kinase. The transcript has 4 exons. The record is from RefSeq and is a predicted model, not a curated record. Lineage: Eukaryota; Fungi; Ascomycota; Eurotiomycetes; Chaetothyriales; Herpotrichiellaceae. Gene Ontology annotation, molecular function: ATP binding; homoserine kinase activity. The coding region runs from base 1 to 1101 and encodes 366 amino acids. Gene Ontology annotation, biological process: L-threonine metabolic process.
AUGUAUCUCAUAAAGAUACCAUGUUCGUCAGCCAACAUCGGCCCGGGCUUUGAUGUCAUCGGCCUGGCACUGUCAAUGUACCUCGAGAUCCGCGUGAGCGUCGACACGUCGGCGCCCGCAAACCCGGCCACCAACCCGCUCAACUGCACCGUGACAUACACGGGCGUGGGCGCCGAGGACAUUGACCUGGACCCAGAGAACAACCUGCUCACCCGCACGGCGCUGUACGUGCUGCGCUGCCACCAGCAGCACGAGUUCCCGCCGCAGACGCACGUGCACAUCCACAAUCCCAUUCCGCUCGGUCGGGGGCUGGGGUCCUCCGGCGCCGCCGUCGUUGGGGGCGUGGUGCUCGGCAACGUCGUCGGCCAGCUGAACCUCCCUAAGCGCCGGCUCCUGGACUUCUGCCUCAUGGUCGAACGCCACCCAGACAACGUCGCCGCCGCCCUCUACGGCGGCUUCGUCGGCACCUAUCUCAACGAGCUCGACCCCGUCGACAUGGCCAGGAAGGAGGUCCCGCUCUCUGAAGUCCUGCCCGAACCCGCCGGGGGCAUCGACACGGGCCUGAUACCCCCGAUCCCGCCCGAGAACAUCGGGCACUACAGGAGAUUCAACUGGGCCAAGGAGAUCAAGGCGUUGGCCAUCAUCCCGGACUUCGAGGUGAGCACCGCCAAAGCCAGGCAGGUGUUACCAAAGGAAUACUCCAGACAAGACAUGAUCUUCAACCUCCAACGCAUCGCCCUGCUCACCACCGUCCUCUCCGACUCCCCUCCCGACCCCUCCCUGAUUUACUCGGCCAUGCAAGAUCGAAUCCACCAGCCUUACCGUGCCGGCCUGAUCCCAGCCCUACCGUCCAUAUUAUCUUCCAUGUCCCCCCAGACACAUCCAGGCCUUCUGGGUAUCUGCUUGUCCGGCGCUGGGCCGACCAUACUGGCGCUUGCGACCGAGAAUUUUGAGCGCAUCGCCGAUGUUAUCAUCAAGAAGUUCGGCGAGGAAGGUAUCAACUGUGAGUGGAAAGUCCUGGAGCCCGCAGAAGAUGGGGCGACCGUGCAAGAGGUGCCCGGGGACGUAGUGAUGUAUCGGAAAGAGAUCAGUAAAGCUUGA